Molecule: messenger RNA, 2566 nt
Organism: Magallana angulata
Lineage: Eukaryota; Metazoa; Mollusca; Bivalvia; Ostreida; Ostreidae
Product: protein Red-like
Exons: 18
Coding region: 75-1874 (599 amino acids)
Biological process (GO): mRNA splicing, via spliceosome
Cellular component (GO): nucleus
Source: RefSeq, a predicted model, not a curated record
UUCUUCUACUUCCGGUUAAAGUUGGAACAGAAACUGAGAAAGAUCAUUUGUACAGUUUUAAGUGCAUCAAGAAAAUGCCUGAACGUGGUGAAACCGAGGUGUUCUCAAAUCCGCUGCCUCCACAGAAUUUUGAGGAUUUUGGAGAAGAUGAUGAAGGGCAACAUCUUACCAAUGAGGAUUUCCGUAAGAUGCUUAUGACCCCCCGGGUCUCUUCUUCGGGUUCAGCGUCCUCCUCUACAGUUCAUCACGGAACAAAGCCAGCAGUGACACAACACAAGAAACCUGUAGUGCCAUUACCAGAAGAAGAUGAAGAUGAUCCGGCAACAAGAAGGAGAAAAAAGAAAAUUUACUAUGCCAAGCUUAAGCGACUUGAAGAAGAGAGACAGAAGGAACUGGAGUCAAAAUACAGAGACAGGGCCAGGGAGAGGCGAGAUGGUGUCAAUAAGGAUUAUGCAGAGACAGAGAUUAUCAGCACCACUGCAGAUUAUCGAGCUGUGGCUCCAGAUGUAAAGGCGGGAGACAACUACGCCGAAAAACGUAAGCAGCUGAUCCAGGAGUCCAAGUACCUGGGAGGUGACAUGGAGCAUACUCACUUGGUAAAAGGUCUGGACUUCGCCCUGUUGGAGAAGGUGAGAGCAGAAAUCAGCUACAAGGAGCGCGAGGAAGAGGAGAUAAUGGAGGAGGUGGUCACCCAGAAGAAAGAAGAUAAAGAAGUGGACCAAGAGGAGCAAAUGCAUUUUAAAACCAGAAUGGGCAGGAGCAUCUUCAGGACAUUAUUUAAAAGUAAAUUUCCGGAGAGGAACGAGCUGUUUCUGCCGGGACGGAUGGCGUAUGUGGUGGAUCUGGAAGAUGACUAUGCAGAGAACGAUGUACCAUGUACCACCAUCCGCAGCAAAGCCGACUGUCCCAGUCUGGAGGCCACGACAACUCUCACCACCAAUGACAUCGUCAUCAACAAGUUGACCCAGAUUCUGUCCUAUUUAAGACAAGGGCGCAGAGAAAGCAAGAAACUCAAGAAGAAAGAGAAAGGAAAAAAUAAAGAUGAUGACAAACCUAAAGAAAAACUACCUGGAGCUGAUGACAAUAUCUACACUGAUGUUGGAGAUUACAUGCCCUCCUACUCAAAAUCCAAGGACAAGAAAGACAAGAAGGACCGUGGUCGAGAUAGAGACCGAGAUGAUCACCGAGAUAGAGGGAAGGACCGAGAUAGGGACAGAGACAGGGACUACCGAGACAGAGAUAGGGACAGGAGAGAUCGGGGUAGAGAUAGAGACCGUCACGGUGAUAGAGAUAGGGACAGGGAGAGAGACGGCCAUCGGGACAGGAGGGAUGACAGGAAGAGGAAGUCCUACUUUGAGAAGCCUGUAGAGGAGGAUGAUGACAGGACGAAAGGACCAGGGUCAGCUGGUGACCUUGUCAAGACAAUCAACGACCGCUUCAAGAGUUAUGCUGAUGUGGAAAAAGAGAAAGAAAAGGAGAAGGUUGAUAAGCACAAGAAGUGGAUGGAGAAGCUCCAACAGAAGACACUCAUUGACAGUUACGCCGAGUGUUAUCCGGGUAUGGAGGAAGCUGAUGAUGCUUUGGGCGACUCUGAUGAUGAGGCAGACUUCAGCAAAAUGGACCAGGGCAAUAAGAAAGGCCCUAUAGGGCGAUGGGACUUUGACACCCAGGAGGAAUACAGCGACUACAUGGCCAACAAGGAGGCCCUGCCUAAGGCUGCCUUCCAGUAUGGAGUCAAAAUGGCUGAUGGACGCAAGACCCGUCGUGCCGGGCCAAAGGACGAGAAGGCCGAAUUAGACCGACAGUGGCAGAAAAUUCAAAACAUUCUGAAAACCAAGACUGGGGAGCCCAACGAGAAGAAAAUGAAGCAUUGAUUGAAAAACAACAUUAUGUUAAAAAAAUGUUAUUCUAGUGACUAAAUUCUCUGAAUUUGUUUUCUGAUAAAUUGGACUGUGGACUAAAAUCAUUGUAGUGUGAUACUUCGAUCUUUAUGUAAUUCAAGUUUUCCAGUGUUUUUUGGGUUUUUUUAACCACCAAUUCAAUAUUAAAUGUACAGUGUAUGUUUAUUUGGAGACUAAAUUUAAUGAGUCUGGUGAUAUAAAUUGUAAUAUAGUGUGGGGGAAUGAUGAAUCAGCUGUACUUUGAAGUAGAGGAGCUUUUUGUUUAAUUUCUUUUGAUUUGGUUAUGUGUAUAAUCUGGUUUACCAGAACAAGUGCAUGUAAAUUCAUUUCAUAGACUGUAGUCAUUAUCAAGUUUUGUAUAUAAGUAGAAAUGUGCGAAAUGCACAAAAUAAAUUGUUUAUAAAAAAUUUUGUUUUGCAAGAGAAUUUUUAAAAAUGAUAUCAUAAUGCAAUGAUUUGAAUUUUAGACAAGGUUUAUGAUAUGCAUCUUUGCUAUCCAAGGGUUUUUGGUCCACGCCGGGGAGCGAAGUGGACCGAAAACCCUUGGCUAGCGAAGAUGAUGAUACAUGUAUGUAGCUGUAAGUGUUCAUCAGAUAUCAUUACCAAAAUAUAUGGGACGUACAUGUAAUUUCACAUACGGGCAUAUAAUAAAUGAACUUACUUAGA